This is a messenger RNA of Stylonychia lemnae, 510 nucleotides long. Lineage: Eukaryota; Ciliophora; Spirotrichea; Sporadotrichida; Oxytrichidae. The record is from the annotation of a GenBank genome assembly.
AUGGAAAGUUAAAAUUCAGCACUCGGCUUGGUUAUCAUCUCAAAGCUAUAUCAGGAGAACAAAAUCAAUGACGAGGAAAGAGAAAAGCUCAAGGAUAUGGUUUUCAACGAUGAUGCCACUCUUAUGUCUAUUUUUGAUGUUGUUGAUGAAGAGUCCGAACUUAAGGAAGCCGUACUUAAGUACGUUUAGCUAGGUGCCGUUGAUGAUUUUAAAGAAUAAAAUGAACCAACCUAAGCCGAUAUCGAUUUCUUAAAUCAAGCUUCAAGCCCCACUGAUAGCGCUCUAGAUAUGAAAAAAAGAAAGAGAUUGAAUCAGAUGGCAGCAUAAGAGGAAAAAGCUAAGAAAUAAAAAGAGAGUGGAAAGGGAGGAGAAGUUCUUGGAAUCAACGACUGCGAUGUCGGAGCUUCCCCUCAAAUGAACAGAUCAAGUCUUCUCGGCAACAGACAGAAGGGUUAUAUGAGUCCAUUACAAGGAGUUAGUGCGAGAUAACUGUAGCAAAACAACCAAUGA